This is a messenger RNA of Chlamydomonas reinhardtii, 4639 nucleotides long. RefSeq lists its product as uncharacterized. Bases 571 to 2601 code for a protein of 676 amino acids. Lineage: Eukaryota; Viridiplantae; Chlorophyta; Chlorophyceae; Chlamydomonadales; Chlamydomonadaceae. The record is from RefSeq and is a predicted model, not a curated record. The transcript has 14 exons.
GUGAACCUGUUACUUUGACGCAGACGACUUCAUCAAACGUAACAGUAGCUUUACAUCAUAAGACAGCUCCCAGAUAACAGUUCAAGAAGCUUCGAAGGACCCAACUCUUUCAACACCUGCGAGCAGCCUCCUAGAUAUUCGACUUGCUCUUUUCAAGCUUUGAAAAGUAUAGGUAUCAAUCUAGUCGUAUUGUCAAGGAAGGGCGUCCUUUCUGGAAUUCGGGCUCUCGGCAUGACUGGCGCGGCUAUUCCCAAAAGCAAACAGUCUUCACCCCGUAGAUUCGGUCAUGGAGCAUAGUGUAUAAGGCCGCAGUAGCAGUAGGGCGGGUUGGGGUCCCGGACGACAGCGGCACGGCGCGGGUGGUAACACCCCGCGCCAACCGGCGACUUCGGGCCCCAGCAGCCCACCGCACAUCACAUACCGUGACUACAGCUUAACCUCAACAACCAUCGGAGUCACUCGCUUGAUGAACAACCACCACAACCUGAAACUAGCUCCUGUCAACUAGGACCCAGACACUUCUGACAACCAGGCGCCGCAGACAACAGCGCUCCAGCAGCCCCGACCCACAUGCCUGCUGCAAUGGCGGGUCGCAGCAGCGGCGGCGAGACCGCCAAGCCCGACAGGACCGGUGGCGGUGGUGGCGGCGGCGGUAGCAGCGGCAAUGCAAAUGGCGGUCAGGCUCAGGCUCAGCCGCACACGCCCACCUCCACUAGUGAGCGCAUCUACUCUGCCAAGCAGCUGACGGAGGCGCUCAAGAGCGGGAUGGCGGCGGUGAAGGACCAGCUGCAGGUCCUGGCCAUCCUGGACGGCACGGCUCUGUCGUGGCCGGGUGUGGGCCAGGCGGUGGACGACAUGGAGUUCCUGACCGACAUGACCGCACAGACCACCAACAAGCUGGAGGCGGACAAGAGGGGGCUGCAGGCCCAGCUGGAUGAGGCCAGUGGGGAGGUGGUGACGCUGCGCGAGUCGCUGGCGUCGGCAUCAGCGCAGCGGGAUGACCUGCAGCGGCAGCUCAACUCCAGCAGCAAGGAGCUCCGGGACACGCGCUCCAGCCUGGACGAGACACGGAGGGAGCUGCAGCAGACCAAGCAGGAGGUGUGGGCGCUGGAGAAGCAGCGCGCGGACCUGGCCUCGGAGCUGGACCGCACCCGGCAGGAGCAGGACUUCCUGGAGGGGGAGUGCAGCAGCCUCAGGACCUCCAACUCGGAGCAGGCCGCCCAGAUCACCUCCCUCAAGGAGGAGCUGGCGGCGCGGCGCGCGGACGUGGGCCACCUCAAGCAGCUGAGCGCAGAGCUCAAGGGCUCCGUGGAGCACCUGAAGGGCCAGCUGGAGGGCACGCAGGAGGCGCUGACGGGGGCGCAGACCAGCCUGCAGCACGUGCGCAGCGAAAAGCAGCACUAUGAGAAGGAGAGCGGGCGGCUGGCGGAGGAGGCGGCGCGGCUGGCGGCGGAGCUGGAGCGCACCAGCCGCGAGGUGGCCCGCCUCAAGGAGUGGACCGACGUUAUCAAGAAGGUGGAGGCGGACAAGCUGCGGGAGGAGCAGGCGGCGCACGGCCGCAGCCGGGCGGCGGCGGAGGCGGCGGCGGCGGAGGCGGAGAAGCGGGAGGCGCUGUUGGCGGCAGACGUCAAGGGGCGGGAGGAGCAGCUGGUGGCGCGUGUGUCGGAGCUGGAGCUGCAGCGCAAGUCCAACGCGCUGCUGCAGCUGCAGAUCAAGGACCUGCAGAAGCAGAUGGGCCUCACGCAGGGGGAGCGCAACGCGGCGGCCGCGGCGAGGGAUGAGCAGCGGGCGGCCGCGGCCAAGCUGCAGGCUGAGAUCCAGCGCAUGCGGCUGGAGUGGGCGGGCAAGGAGCAGGACCGCACUCUGGCGGAGGGCGCGGUGCGGGAGGCGGCGGCGGCCGAGAGGGCACGGCUCAAGGCCCAGCUGGAGGAGGCGGUGAAGGAGACGGCACUGGCGCGCACCAUGGCGGAAGGCUGGCAGCGCGAUGUGCGGGAGGCGCGGGCGCGCAUCGGCGAGGAGCAGGCCAAGUUCGCGGCUCUGGCGAAAGAGCUGGAGGGCGCGCGGGCGCAGCUGAGCGAGGGGCGUGUGGAGCACGUGCGCACCGGCGCGGUGGCGGAGACGGCGGCGGCGGGGCUGCGGCAGCAGCUGGUGGCCAAGGAGGAGGAGCUGCGGCGGGUGCGGGCGGAGAGCAGCUCGGCGCAGAAGCAGCUGGAGAAGGCCAUUGAGCGGCUGCAGCGGGAGGUGGAUGCCAGCGCGGCGGAGAUCGCGCGGCUCAAGUCCGGCGAUGACGCGCUGUUCACCCGCCUGCCGCCCGUGGCCCGGGCCGCCACCCUACACGACGACCUGGAGGCACUGAGGAGGGCGCUGCGAGAGCGCAUGGCCAAUGCCGGCGGUUACUCCUCAGACCACCACCACCACCCGCCAUCACACUACGGCCUUGCGACCGCGCCGGCAGGAGCAGGGGCUGUAGCAGGAGGGGGAGGCGGCGGCGGGACGUCUCUGCCAGCGCUGCAGGCGGGGUCGCCGCAGCCACAGGGGCGGGCGCCACCGCCUGGUGCGCCACCGGAACGGCCGCCUCACUUGCGGAAUAAGACCCGGUAGCGAUCAUGGGACAGCUAUGGUGGUGGUCUGGUGGCGAUCUGGGGAUGGCGGCACCGGGGGCGGGGGAGCGGGGCUGAGGAGUCGGGGAGGAUGUGGGGGCUGCCGGGCGGGGGGCGUGGCGGGUUCGUGGGUACAGGUGUGAUGCAGGUGCUGCUGCUGCCGCUGUAAGGCGUGGCGAGGGCCGCCCGGCUGCUGCAAUUGCGACUGGGUGACCUCACCAGGACCUGACGUGACGGAAAUGUCACAGACUUACUGUGGAUUGACUUGAAUGCAAACGAAGCGGCGGCGGCGGCGGCAGCAGCGGGGGCGCGUGCGCGCAUCUUGGUAGCGGAGGGGGCGGGAAAGGCCACGUGGAGGAGGAGAGCGCAGCGCCGCCCAAAAAGCGGCGCAAGCGCGCAGGCUGAGGAGCCGUCUGGUGUCUAGGUAGCGGUCCGCGGUGGGGCUGGCAGGGCAAGUAGUGCGGCUGUUGAGAACUGUGCUGUGUCUGGCUGCGGUUGGCUCUGCUGUGGCAUCGCGAUUGCUAGAUAGGCACCUGGUUUGGCUAUGGGCCUGUGGAAGCCCACCCCGGCUAUGUCCGGGAGAUGAGGUUGUUCGGCCUUAGACUGUGGAGGGGCUCAGCCCCUUUUCCCGUGACCGGGGAACACUUGUCAGCCGUACGCGCCCGCUCGUCUUCACGGUGCGUCCGGACGGCCUUGGUUUGUGCGGUGCGCCUACCGUAUUGCCGCUGUUAGUUGCAUGUGUUGGUGCAUGUGUUGGUGCCUGUGCAUGUGUUGGUGCCUGAGCCUUAGGGGAGCCUAAGCUGCAUGAGCUUACCGCGUUCCUGUCUGGGUGCUGCAGUAGGUGUUGAUAGACCCGGGGGCCCGAGCGCGGCCAGCAGGCGGCGGUAGCGGCACAAACGUCACUGGAGGCGGCGUCAGAACCAGCACGCACCAGCAGCAACCGCGCGGUAGCGAGCGAGGAGUAGGCACUGGUCGCGAUGCGUGCGGCGGCGGCUGGUGCUAGACGGCGGCAGCUGGUGCUAGACGGCGGCGGCUGGUGCUAGACGAGCGAGGGCGUGCGGCGGCUGUGGGCGUCAGUGAUAGAUGCUCCAUGUGGACAUGAAGCUCGACAGCGACCCCCACAUGCCAGACCUGUCCUCGGACGGCGACGGCUGGUGACGAGUGCUGACGAGUGAGCCGUGCGGCCUUUGCUGGUGGUCUUGUUGGCGAUGUGGUUCUAGGCAACGAUGAAGCGUUGCGGUUGGCGGUAGGUGGUGCGUAGUGCCGUGCGUGGGCGGCGUGCGUGCCUUGGAGCAAGCAAGCAGGCGCCAAGGGCGGCGGCAAUCAAGGAGAGCCUACUCAUUGCUUUCCCGAACAAGCUGGGGCGCGGCGGCAUGACCUUUUGGGCAGGGGCAGGUCCGACCAUGAGAUUUCUGCGCAACAAUAAGUUGCACACGCGUGCGUGACACGGCACACGGGCCUACCUGCAGCUCCUUGGCAGUGGUGGUGGUUUUGCUGGCUCACAGCGGGGCAGUAGGAGCUUGAACGCGCUGACGCGCGUGCGCACAUUGGUAGCUGUGGGCAAUCCCGCACGGCCCUGGAGUACUCGCUCUGCGUGUUUCAUUGCACUGCAGGCUGUGCAUCGGUUAGUAAACUUCCAGGUGCGGCCUUCCUCAACAAUCUCGGCUUUCUCCUUUGCACUCCACUUCUACUUCUGCUACUGAACCUGGCCAAUUCAACCCUGUUACCAGCCUGUUACCGAAGAUGUAUGCUUAAAGAAACCGAAUGCGCACGGUGUCGGCUGGUGUCGGCAUCCUAUCACACGGUGCUGCGGGUGCUACCCUCAGAGACAUGAUGGGCAGCUUUGUAUUGUGCGGCACCUUUCCGCUGUGGGCUGAAGGUCUAGCAGGGCUGCAGGUGGUCAUGCUGCUGGUGUGUGCGUGGGAUGCGCAACUGCGCAAGCGGGUGGUGCGACCCCUGUUCGCACCAUUUCCCCAAGGGCAAAGGCAGGACUCGCUCUGCUGGCGAGUACGCGAGGCGCCCAGGAGAACACAGAAGCG